Molecule: messenger RNA, 2546 nt
Organism: Oryzias melastigma (Indian medaka)
Lineage: Eukaryota; Metazoa; Chordata; Actinopteri; Beloniformes; Adrianichthyidae
Product: protein FAM131B
Exons: 8
Coding region: 551-1819 (422 amino acids)
Source: RefSeq, a predicted model, not a curated record
UUUGAAAUGCUUUUUUUGGGGCUAAUAGUAACAUAAGCGAUCAGAGCAGAAUUUUUCAUGUCAAGGCCUUCCUGUUGUUAUUCUGAAAAACUCAAUUAAUUAAUAUCUUCUUUUGUUUCAUUCAUCCAUCAGAAAUCAAUACUUCUGCACACCUCCACCAUCUGUAAAUCUUCGUUGCUGUUAAAGUGAUAAUUCCUUUUUCAUCAGUGAGCAAUUAUCUGUCUUUAGACUUCCUUCAUGUCACAAUACGAGCUUUGCUGCGUCUCCUGCCAAUUCAUUUCAAAUCAUUAUUCCCUUAAGGCUAAGUAGUCCUGUGAUUCUCCUCUCCUCAUGAUGAUCCCUUUUUCCUCUAAGUGCAUCUCAAAUAUUCAAUAACCUGCUCGCUUCAGUCUAAUUUGUUUCCUCCUGCAUUUUUUUUUCUUUUCUCUCCUUUAUUUUUUACCGUGUCUAUCCCAUCGAUUUUCCAUCCUUUUUAUGUCCAAUCAAAUGUUUCCGUCUUCAUCCUUCUGCCCUCCUUCUUUCCCUCCCUCUCCUCUCUCUUCAGCUGUCCAUGGAGGACACAACGUCCAUUCUGCCUCGUCUCAAGAGGAAGUCUGCCAACACCUAUGGGAUCGGUGCCCUGGCUAAGUCCUCUCUGUCAGGUGUGACCCGCUCCAUGAAGGACAAGGUGACCAAACCCACAGCCAUGGCCCAGGGGCGAGUUGCUCACAUGAUCGAGUGGCAGAGCUGGGGGAAGCCCUCGGCGGGGCCGCCCGGAGGCGCGGGACGCACCAACCUGCAGAGGGAGAAGGAGAGGAGGAUGGAGAACGACGCCUACAGCGACCUCAGUGACGGUGAAAAGGAGGCUCGCUUUGCUGCAGGCAUCAUGCAACAGUUUGCCAUCUCUGAAGCAACCCUGUUUGGCUGGAACUCCAUGGACGGUGACAGUAUGGGUGCUGGCUCCAACCAGGGCAGCGUCGCUCAUCUUAGUGAGGUCAACCAGGAGAGCAUCACCAGCAGAGACCAGGUUCUCCAUCACUCCUCUGCAGACGUCUGGCCUCACACCUACGUCUCACAAGGCUUGUACUGCCUGUCGUCUUCUGACGGCUGGGACCCAAUCACCAGCCAGCCUUCGGGCGUUGCCUCACCUGCUGCAGGCUCCUACAUCAUGGCUGCUGGCGGCAGCGGGGCGGGGGUUACACCUGGCGACGGCUACGAGGGGACGGUGGGCGGCUACCUUCAGCAGCACCACGCUCAGCUGGCCUUCCAACAGCAAAGUCAACUCCAGCAGCUUCAGCAGCUUCAUCAUUUUCAACAGCACCAGUUUCUGCAGUAUCAACAACAGCAACAGUCUCUGGAGCACAGGCUACACAGCAACUCCCAUUCUCUCCAAGCCACUCCGAACAGCACCAUCCACAGCCUUGGCCCACCUGCUCACCCUCGGCUAGCCGACCUCUGGGGAGCGGCGCAGGUCGAGGCGCACCAGGUGGAGAUUGUUGGACAGCUGAACUCACAGAUGGUGGACAUGGUUGGAGGAAUGGUGGAUAUGGUUGGAGAGGAACCAGACCCCAAGUCCGGAGGGAUCCCGGAACAUGAGGAGGAGGACGAAGAGUACACAAGACUAGAAGAGGUGACUUUAACUCUGGAGCCAGAGCCGUGUUCCCUGACGCCGUCCCCGCUGAAGGAGGAGGCGUCGUCCACCAGAGGUUCCAGCCCCGGAAUACCAGCACAGACUACCGAAUCCAUUGCAGAGAGAAUACCAUUUGACGUCUCGCCAUGUGGCAUCGCCAAAGAUGAGGAGGCAGAGGAAGGCUCCAUGGUCAUCGUUGCAACCAACUGAACUACAAAAGAACAAAAACUGGAUGUGCAAAUACCCCAAUAAUCAGUCAAGCUAUUAUCCCCUACCCCACCCAUAUAUUUACCCUCAUGGAGAUGAAGGAAUAUCUUUUUUUUUUGGAAACGUUGGGAUGUAAUGUACACAAACAACUGUUUUCUCUUCCCAGUUUAGUGUGAAAAAUGGGAAACAAACAAGAGGAUGUGAACUGAGUGAUGGACUCUUCCAAAUGUUUGGGACAAAGAGCCAGGACUGAAAUGCAAUAUCCUCAAGAGAACAAAAAAAGCAAACGAAAAACAAAAAAAGCUGAAAAAGAAACAUUUUAAGGGCCUAUCUGAGAUUACAAUGCAAUAUAUUAACCAACCACACAAAGCUGGGUUGGUGCGGGAUCCAGAGUAGGAACAGAAGAUGCUCAGCAGGGCCAGGAGAACCUGAUUUGCUGCAUCGUGUGUUGUGGUUGGAAUGCAGAACAUGUGAGAGAUGCACCUGCAGACACACAAGCUGACCACAACCAAAAAAACAUGCAUGCUUUUUGACAGUGACCCUGCCCUAACAGUAUAACGCAGUAUACAAAGUAAUACUAUAACAAAUUGCUUUUUCUUUUUUUAGAAAAAAAAGUUUAAAAAAUACAAAAAAAAAUAUGUAUUUGUAUGAAUGUAAGACAGUAUGUAAGGUUGUAUGAAUGUAGCUCAUUUGUUUGUGUGUAAAAUAUAUAUUUAUUCUGAAAAACAAA